This is a messenger RNA of Clonostachys rhizophaga, 849 nucleotides long. The record is from the annotation of a GenBank genome assembly. NCBI's taxonomy places the organism in Eukaryota, Fungi, Ascomycota, Sordariomycetes, Hypocreales, Bionectriaceae.
AUGCUUCGCCCACGUUUAAGGGUACCGCGCGUCAGCGCAUCCAUCGGCCUGCAGGCAGCCGCCAAUGCCCGGAGGAGCUUCCACCAGGUGCCCAGAUUGAGGCACGACUACACCGAGUCUGGCGUGCCUAACCUCAUGAGCCCGGCGGGCUUCUCAAUUGCCUGGUCAGACUAUAUGAGCCUCGCCGUCGAGAAGCUCAAUGCUCUGACUGUAGGCACCGAGCUCGAGGACCUGGACACCAAGACUAUCGCCCUCAUGACCGCUCGUGAACCCAACCAGGCCCCCAUCUUCAACUGGGCGUCCAUGGCCCACAACAACCACUUCUUCUUUGACGGCCUGACCCCGGACCCCACCCCCAUCCCCGAAGUCCUCAAGAGGGAGCUCGAGGCAUCCUUCUCCUCCAUGGAGACCCUCCGCCGCGAGUUCGUCAUCACCGCCUCCUCCAUGUUCGGCCCCGGCUUCAUCUGGCUCGUCCGCGCCGGCCCGGCAGAUUACCGCAUCCUGCCCACCUACCUCGCCGGCUCGCCCUACCCUGGCGCCCACUGGCGCGCCCAGGCGACCGACAUGAACACCACGGGAAACGAGGGCUCCGCCAGGUCCUUCUUCUACGACCACCUCACGGGACAGCGCAAGCGGGUGGGCGACCUGCCCCCUGGCGGCAUCGAGCUGCAGCCGCUCCUGUGCCUCAACACCUGGGAGCACUCCUGGCUGCUGGACUGGGGCGUCGGCAAGGGGGGUGCCGGCGGCAAGGUAGCCUUUGCCGAGGCGUGGUGGGAUCUGAUUGACUGGGAGCUGGUCGCGAAGAAGUCGGGCGUCCUGAGACCGGACUUCAAGUCUGGCGCCGAGUAA